Messenger RNA from Macroventuria anomochaeta, 925 nucleotides. RefSeq names its product snare-like protein. Gene Ontology annotation, biological process: endoplasmic reticulum to Golgi vesicle-mediated transport. Gene Ontology annotation, cellular component: membrane; Golgi apparatus. Bases 24 to 626 code for a protein of 200 amino acids. NCBI's taxonomy places the organism in Eukaryota, Fungi, Ascomycota, Dothideomycetes, Pleosporales, Didymellaceae. The record is from RefSeq and is a predicted model, not a curated record. Gene Ontology annotation, molecular function: SNAP receptor activity. The transcript is spliced from 4 exons.
AGACGACGUCAUCAUCCGCCAGCAUGAAGGUCGUGUACAUUGGUAUCUUCAACAACGAGGCCAAGCCUGCCGUCGAGCUGACACACGAGAGCGACCUAUCGUCCUACGGUCGCUUCACAAGGGGCAGCAUCGCCGAAUUCUUGACCUUCUUCGCGGGUGAAGUUGCCCAGCGCACAAGGCCAGGGCAGAGACAGGAUGUCGAAGAGAAGGAGUACACAUUCCACGCCUACGGCCGCACAGAAGGCGUCUGCGGCAUCGUAAUCACCGACGACGAAUACCCCACCAUGGUUGCCCACCGCGUCCUCUCCAAAAUCGUCGACGAAUUUGUCUCCAAAUACCCGCGCACCGCCUACACAAACUUCACAAAGGGCUCGCCCCAGCUCUCCUUCCCCGAGCUCAAACAAUACAUCUCGCAGUACCAGGACCCCGCGCAGGCCGACAGUAUUGUGAAGAUCCAGAAGGAGCUUGACGAGACCAAGAUUGUGCUGCAUAAGACGAUUGAGAGUGUGCUGGAGAGGGGCGAGAAGAUUGAUAAUCUCGUGGCGAAGAGUGAUGGGUUGAGCGCGCAGAGCAAGAUGUUUUAUACCCAGGCGAAGAAGCAAAAUUCUUGCUGUGUGGUCAUGUAGAGAUCGUGUCUGGAACUUGAGGAGCGAAGAGCGAGGAGCGAAGAGCGAGGAUUGCGAGUCUGUGGAUCGAUGGAUCGGGGCUGGCAAGGCGUUGGGUUUGUAGUUUAUUGGGGUUGUGCAAUGAACAUACCCUUUGAUUGUCACACGUAUUGGGGCUUGGAUCUGUCGUUACGCUGGCAUUUGGUAUGAAGGGUGUACUUAUCGAUGCUUGAGCAGGGCAUGCCGUGCAGCAUCACACGGAGUGACAUGUUUCGGACGUGGAAAUUGAUUGCAUGUGAAUGAUUUCGUUGAUGAAUUAC